AUGCUCUUGAUGCAUGUCAGUAAGCUUGUUGUGGUAGGGAGAGGCACAGCACAGCACACAUCAUCACACCGGACUUAUACUACUGACUCCUAUUGCCUGGGUGACAUGACUUUGGGGUUACACGACAUGGGAGACCUACCCCAUCGUCGUCGUCGUCGUUGUCAUCGUAUCGUUUGA
This is a messenger RNA of Colletotrichum paranaense, 177 nucleotides long. RefSeq lists its product as uncharacterized. The transcript has a single exon. NCBI's taxonomy places the organism in Eukaryota, Fungi, Ascomycota, Sordariomycetes, Glomerellales, Glomerellaceae. The record is from RefSeq and is a predicted model, not a curated record. The coding region runs from base 1 to 177 and encodes 58 amino acids.